ACUAGUGGAAAAGCUGAAAGGACCACAUAGCUCCUGGUGCAGCAGAGAGGUUCUCCUUCUGCAAGACUUUUGCUGRACUCCUGAGAAAUUACUUUGAAUAGCAUGGCAGAGAAGGAUUUCAUCAGUUGGCAUCUCCUGGCUUUAUUUUUUCUUCCAUUUUGCCUGUGUCAAGAUGAGUACAUGGAGGUGAGCAGAAGAUCUUAUAAACCCGUGGCCAAAGUAUUGCAAAGUCACCACCAGACUGGCCAUAAAGGUUCCAGAAGCAGGGAAAUAUUGAAACAGCGGAGUCAACUUAUAGAGUGGACUGUUGCUAAUAGCACUUCUACAGACCACAAAGUCCUGAGACCAGAGGUAGAUGAUGUAGAACUGACUACCUCAGAUAGAGUCCAGCCCCCACAGACGGGACCACAGAAUCCCGACUGCAGUACCUGCUGCCGUGGCGAUUUUGGAGUUCGCCUCUACCAAGGGCCCCCAGGACCCCCUGGCCCCCCUGGGAUGCCAGGAAACCAUGGGAACAACGGGAAUAAUGGAGCAACGGGCCAGGAGGGAGCCAAGGGUGAAAAAGGAGACAAAGGAGAUAUGGGACCGAGAGGAGAGCGUGGCCAUCACGGACCCAAAGGGGAGAAGGGCUACCCUGGGAUCCCCCCCGAGCUGCAGGUUGCAUUCAUGGCUUCCAUGGCUACCCACUUCAGCAACCAGAACAGUGGCAUCAUCUUCAGCAGUGUCGAAACCAACGUCGGGAAUUUCUUUGAUGUCAUGACCGGUCGGUUUGGAGCUCCAGUGAAUGGAGUGUACUUCUUCACCUUCAAUAUGAUGAAACAYGAGGAUGUGGAGGAGGUGUACGUGUACCUCAUGCACAACGGCAAUACCGUUUUCAGCUUAUACAGCUAUGAAUCAAAAGGCAAAGCAGACACUUCAGGAAACAGCGCAGUGUUAAAACUUGCCAAGGGAGACGAAGUCUGGCUGCGGAUGGGAAAUGGAGCCCUCCAUGGGGACCAUCAACGCUUCUCCACCUUUGCUGGGUUUCUUCUUUUUGAAACAAAGUAAGAAAAAAAAGAAAAGGAAAAAGACAGAAAGGUAAUUAUCUGAGGAAGCUUGGUGUUUUUGAGCUGGUAUUUUUCUCUGGACUAAGGAAAUAGCAGAUCAAGAAAGCUUGUUUUGAUGCUGUACGUUGCUAUUUGUGUAUCAGAGAUGAGCUGAACAGAUUGGGUAGCUGACACAAUUACAGAUUCACAGGAGAUAAAUUGUCAUCUAGGUUGCAUCUAAUGAACCAUUAAAUGUUGCUAUUGUUCUCUUCACCAAAGCAACUGAAAAACAAAGGUAAAGGGGAUGAAAAUAAUUUAGAGAGCAGUUUGUGCAGUGAAUUUUGGCUCUAAAUAUAUUUAAAUAUAUGUCAGGAAAUCAACAACGGAUUUGUGAGUUUUUGUUUGUUUUCUUGGUUUUGGUUUUUUUUACAUGUUCACGUAAGCUUGUCCCAUGCAAACAGGCCUGAAGGAGUUGUAAGUUCGGCUUGAGAACAGAUUUAGAGGAAGAAGUUUUUACUGGCCUAGAAAUAACUUUAUAAAAAGGAGAAAAAAUGUGAAAAAUAACAUGUUGAGAAUUCAGGUUUAUUUCAUUGCCAUCUCAAACCUCCGAAGGUGCAUUGGGUGUCUUUUU
Messenger RNA from Nothoprocta perdicaria, 1656 nucleotides. It is a transcript of the gene C1QTNF3, whose product is annotated as C1q and TNF related 3. Bases 103 to 1047 code for a protein of 314 amino acids. Lineage: Eukaryota; Metazoa; Chordata; Aves; Tinamiformes; Tinamidae. Gene Ontology annotation, molecular function: protein binding. The transcript has 6 exons. The record is from RefSeq and is a predicted model, not a curated record.